This is a messenger RNA of Scylla paramamosain (green mud crab), 1727 nucleotides long. RefSeq names its product tyrosyl-DNA phosphodiesterase 2-like. The transcript is spliced from 9 exons. Gene Ontology annotation, molecular function: protein binding; single-stranded DNA binding; 5'-tyrosyl-DNA phosphodiesterase activity. Lineage: Eukaryota; Metazoa; Arthropoda; Malacostraca; Decapoda; Portunidae. The record is from RefSeq and is a predicted model, not a curated record. Gene Ontology annotation, cellular component: PML body; cytoplasm. Gene Ontology annotation, biological process: double-strand break repair. Bases 89 to 1255 code for a protein of 388 amino acids.
GUUCAUAUCCAGAAGCGGGCGAGACACCACAACAGGCAACGUCAAGCUCAAGAUCGUGGCGUGACAAGUUAGAGCCCGUCAAGUCAACAUGGAGCGCCAACGGGAACACAGGGAAGAAAUUAACCUCAGCGGCGACAGUGACGAGGAUGACAAUGUUCCUGAUGUUGCUACAUGCCAGAAACUGGUGGAACAGUUUGCUGAGCUCACCAACACUGAUGAGGCAUGUGCUCAGUUUUAUUUGCAAGACCGCCAGUGGGACCUUGAGCGUGCAGUCAAUGCAUUUUUUGAGGCCAAGACUGGUGGAAUCAAGGUCCUGCAGGAUGGUGAUGAACCUGAAGUUGUGGUCACCUUUGACUCAAAGUUGGUGUCAGUGUUGGAGGAGGGAGUCAUGACAGAAGAAGCACCUAAGAAGUUUUGUUUCAUGACUUGGAACAUUGAUGGGCUGGAUGAGAAAAACUUGAAGAAGAGGACCAAGGCUGUGGCCACAAUAAUUGAUAGGGAGAAAGCAGAUAUUGUGUUUUUACAAGAGGCCAUACCAAACACAUUCACAUACCUGGAGCAGCUUCUGCCUCAGUUCCUCUUCAUUGCUGGUGGUGUAGACAACUACUUCACCCUCACACUUCUUCGUCGCACUACAGUUCAUUUUGAUGACCAGACCUUGGAACCUUUUGCUAACACCAGCAUGGGCCGGAACCUUUUGUGUGUGGAGGCCCACAUUGGGGACUUGAAGCUCCACCUACUCAAUUCUCAUCUGGAGAGCACUGCAGAGUUCACCAGAGAGAGAGUGGAACAACUCAAACUAGCAUUUACUAAGAUGAAGGGAGCUCCCCCUGGGGUGACAACACUCUUUGGUGGAGACCUGAACUUGCGAGACAAAGAGGUUGUCCAGGCAGGUCUGCCCCAGGGAGUGGUGGAUCUGUGGGAGGCCUGUGGACAGCGACCUGAGUGCAGGUAUACUUGGGACACUACACGCAAUACCAAUAGAGAGUUCCCUGGGAGGUUCAAGCCACGACUGAGAUUUGAUCGAGUGUACCUGCAUGCACCCUCCUGCAGCACUCCAACAGCUGUGCCCCUCCACUUUGGACUGGUGGGGCUGCAGAGGGUCACCAAUACACAGAGCUUCCCCUCUGACCACUGGGGCAUUGUUGUCCACUUUGAGAUUGGAAAGAAGGGCUCAGGAGGCAUUGGGGUUGUCCCUUCCACGAAUGGGCCAUCCACCAGCAGUCAGGCAAACUCCUUGAAGAGGAAAAGAUAAUUUUAUUCAAAGACUCAAAAUAUUUCUAAAAAUACCUACACACUGCUGGCAAAGAAAUUAUGUAAUACUUUUGGAGGUUGCCUGAGGUCAGCACUCCAGUGGACUACUUCAUAAGAUGUUGCCCCUAACUAUACUUUAAGAUUGUUAAUAGUUUUAUUAUCUUUUUGAUUCAUGUAUGUUUUUUAUAUUAUAAUAAGUAUAUGUGACGUUUUCCACGUAAUACUUUAAAUCCCGGCCAAAACAGUGGUUUGUGUAACACUACUGUGUGAUACAUUAUUAAAUACAUUAUGUAUUUAAUAAGGGCAACUCUGUUAUUAAGAAAAUGUUGCUUCUGUACACUUAUUACUGUUUAAAUACAUAUUACAUUAGGGUUAUUUUCACUAAUAAAUACCUUCCAGUAUUUGCUUAUAAAUUGUACAAUACUGUAAGUUUUUGUAUUUUAGUAACCUCAAUAAAGACUAUUUAGUGUUAA